GGCAGGGCUGCGAGAUGCGGGCCAUGUCGGCGGGGGGCUGCAGCUACCAGUUCCGGAUCGCUCUGCUGGGGGACGCGGCCGUGGGCAAGACGUCGCUGCUGCGGCGCUACGUGGCGGGCGAGCCCGGUGCCCCGGAGCCCGAGCCCGAGCCCGAGUGGGCGCCCACGGUGGGCGUCGAGUUCUACAGCCGCAAGCUGCAGCUGCGAGCCGGGCCGUGCGUCAAACUGCAGCUCUGGGACACGGCGGGCCACGAGCGCUUCAGGUGCAUCACCAGGUCCUUCUACCGGAAUGUGGUGGGUGUCCUACUGGUCUUUGAUGUGACAAACAGGAAGUCCUUUGAACAUAUCUGCGACUGGCACCAGGAGGUCAUGGCCACUCAGGGCCCCCACAAGGUGAUCUUCUUACUGGUGGGCCACAAGAGUGACCUGCAGAGCACCCGCUGUGUCUCAGCCCAGGAGGCGGAGGCGCUGGCUGCCUCCCUGGGCAUGGCCUUCAUAGAGACCUCCGCCAAAAAUAACUGCAAUGUGGACCUGGCCUUCGACACCCUUGCUGACGCCAUCCAGCAGGCCCUGGAGCAGGGGGACAUCCAGCUGCAGGAGGACUGGGGGGGCAUCCGGCUCAUCCACAAGACCCAAGUCCCCAGCGGCCCCCCCAGAAAGCAGCCCCCAGGUCCAUGCCAGUGUUGACUCUGGGAGGGAAAGGGUUGAAGCAGCGGCAACCUCAGAAGUGCUGCUGGCAUGGGGAGUGUCAGUACCUUUCUGGAGCAAAGGGCAGGAUGUAUCCAAAGGGUUAAUAUAAACAGUAUCCGAGCAGUCACACCUCCUGGAUUUUGGGGUUUCAGAGUUUAGCCCCUUUCUGCCAGAAAGCUCUAAGAAGCCAGGUGUGCAGCUUUGUGUCCUUCAGCCUGUUUCCUCAGUUGUCAGUGGGGCUCAUAAAAGACCCUUGCCACGGUGGGUGUGUGUGUGUGGGGGGGUGGGCAUGAAUGAGAAAUGGAUGGGGGACAUGCUCAGCCAGAGCCAGCCCUACGGUAAGAGCUGAAUACAAGAACUGUCCUCACCACUCUUUCCCCUCUGACAUUUCUGGCAGUGCUCCCGAGCCCUGACGCUGAGACGCACCGAGUCUGGACGCCGCCGCACAGGCGGGGACUGGGCAGGGGAUUUCGGGGCAAGCCUACUUGGGAGCUUCCUUAGGUCCUCAGACUUGGAUGAGUCUUAAAUGUGUGCCCUGAAACUCAGGGUUGCUGCCCAGUGCCCCUACUCCAAGGCCGGGCGCUGGAUCUGGAUCUGGGAGGCAGGGAUGAAGGCAAGCGAGCAGCUCCUAGGUUGGGCACAUAGUGGACACUGUGAUUAGCCACCAAGAUGUCCCUUCAGGGCUGAAGAACCCCCAGCCUUCUACCCCCACCCCGGUAUCCCCCCUCCCCCAGCUGCUGGGAGUGCUGCCCGCGAUGGUGAUGAUGGUGGGCUCACAGCAUCCUCUGGGAACUGCCUCCCGGUCAGGGCUGCCCACAUCCAGUGUUGAUCUGUUGAAUCUGUUGGGGGGUGGGGAGUGAGUGUUCAAAGGCCUGGCUCUCUUGCCCCAGCUCUGAAGGUCAAACCCAGCUUCAUUACUCUUCCUGGGGCUGAUUGAAGCCAUUGUUCUUACAUCACAGCUAAAUUCUCCCUCUGCUCAGGCCCACUUCCCACCCUUCCUCACCCAAGCAGAUACUGAUCUCAAGAACCCUCUAAUCAAUGCUCACUAAUCCUCAUCUCAGAAAUUGCCUCCUGGGGAACACGAACAGCUAGGUAAUCAGGGAAGGCUUCCUGGAGAUGGUGUUUAUGUUGGUAAGACUCUCAGCAGGUGCAGAGGGGGUGUCAUUGUGCCAGUGGGCAUGGGAAGGGCAAGGACAGUUCCACAGCAAAAAAGAGCACAAUCACUUCACUCACUUUGUGACCUGGGGACUUACUCAGUCUCAGAGUCCUCCUCAGUAUCAUGUGACUGACAAUCCUUUCUUCCGAGGGUUCUUGGGAGGUUUCCAGUCAGGGUGGGUUUCUGAGCUUCCUCCCCACGGGGCUGGGCCAGGGUGGGUCUCCUUGUGCACUGUCUCCUCUCUUAAAACAUCAUCACUCAUCCUUAGUCUGGCAAGGUUGGCAGGUUACCCUCAUUUCACCAAUGGGGAAGCUUGGAGAGGGAGAGGGAAAUGACUUGUUUUUGAGAAUGUUAUCAUUCCUUCAUCAUUGUUUUAAUAAUAAGCAUCUACUCUGUUCUGGGCUCUGAGGAUGCAGUAGUGAGCACGACAGAAAAGCCCUCCUGGGGUUGACAUUCUAGUGGGAGAGAGAAAAAAUGAGUAAAUAAGUGAACUAAAUGAUUUCCAGUUGUAAGUGCUAUGAAGCCCACAGAUCCUGGAGACAGGACUGAGAGAGAUGGGACUGACUGCUUUAGAGCAGUUGGUCAGGGAGGGCCUCCCUGAGGAGAUGACUUUGGAGCUGAGAGUAGGGGAGGGAGAAGAUGGGUGAAGCUAAGAGUGGAGGUCUGGGCCGAAGGAACGGUGGCCAGCACUGAAUACUUCUUACAUCCGUGUGAGAUAGGUACUAUCGUUCCAUUUUACUGAUGUGCAGACUAAGGCCCAGUGAGCAGGUUAACUGAAGCCAGUGAGCAGAGGGAGAAGCCCCGAGGCAAGGAACAAGGAAAGAGCUGGACUCUUUCUAGGAAUUUACUGGAGAUCUGAGCAGCUAGAGUAAGUGAAGAAGCAGGGAGUGACCUUCAGCUGGGUCUGUGGUUUCUUAUCUCCCAGAGCUUUCCUGAACAAGAGUAUAGUGUAAGCCAAAGCUUGUUUGGGAGAUGAGCACCUGGUCCUGGGGGUGAAGGUGGGGAUUUUGCUGUCAGGAGUUCAAAACCUCCCCAAAUCCCUGAAGACAGGAAGAAAAAACUGACCUUCUCCUCUGUCCAAAUCCUGGCUGGGCACUGGAGAACCAGCCCAGGCCCACCCAAGGCUGGGUCCAUCUCCAAGAAGAUGAUGUUGCCCACUGUCCCCAGCUGCCUCCCUUGAAGACUAUUCAGCAGGCUUCAGUCAUACAUCUCUAAUGCUCCUCAGCCUCAGUUUCCCCAUCUGUAAAAUGGGGAGAACAGUAGUUUCUGUCUCACAGGGUUGUUGUGAGGAUUAAAUGAGGUAUUAUGUGGGGCGCCUGGGUGGCACAGCGGUU
Ailuropoda melanoleuca (giant panda) is the source of this 3179-nucleotide messenger RNA. It is a transcript of the gene RAB42, whose product is annotated as RAB42, member RAS oncogene family. The transcript has 2 exons. NCBI's taxonomy places the organism in Eukaryota, Metazoa, Chordata, Mammalia, Carnivora, Ursidae. Gene Ontology annotation, molecular function: GTPase activity; GTP binding. The record is from RefSeq and is a predicted model, not a curated record. Bases 15 to 686 code for a protein of 223 amino acids.